AUUGCUGUACAUUAUGUACAGUCAUUGUACAUGUUGUACACAGCUUUUGAUUUGUGAAUGUUUACACACAUUUCUCAAUCAAAACGGGCAUUUCUAAACCAUCCACAUCAUCUGGAGUGUCGGAAUUGAAUUAGGGAAGGCCUUUUUGGUCUUCAUCCGAGUUCGGCUUCCACCAUGCCGCCAAAGAAGAAGAAGAGCGGGAAGAAGAAGAAGAAGAGUGGAAAGAAGUCAGCAAAGUCGGACAAACAGCCACCAGCAAGUGAAAACCUGAAUGAACUUGGCAAGGAGUUCUACUUAAUUCAGAUCCGAGAUCUUGAGAACAGAUUGGUCAGAUAUCAGCGAAAGUGUGACGAACUCGAGCUCGCAAAUGGAAAAUUCAAGAACCAGUAUGAUCAGAUGGGAAGCGACAAGAAGGAGAUUGUCUCCUUCUUGAAGAAGUCGCUUGAACAGAGAGGUGAUGAGAUUGCCGACCUGAACGAUCGACUAAUCGGCCUCCAGCAAGCAAAAGAUGCGGAGAAGGAAACCUAUGAGUCACAGCUCCAGCAACUCAGGACGGAGUUCCAGGAGACCAAAGACCAGCUCACAUCCGAAAACAUGAUUCUGGGUGGUAAACUUGCCUCGCUUGAGGAGUUCAAGGUGCAGAAGGAAGACUUGAUGGCCAAGUUCGCUCAGAUGGAGGAGCAGUUAAAGAAUCAGGAAGAAGAACAUAAAGAAAUCAUCUACAACUUGGAGAGGAAGGCAGUCGUUGAUAAAGACAGACUGAAGAAAGAGAUGGUGAUGCGUGUCAACCAAGUUGCCGCGGAAUUCCGAAAAGUUUCCAACAAGCAAAUGGCGGAAACGACCAAACGCACAAUUCGCGAGAACGUUUCGAUCAAUGCUCAGCUGACGAAGAUGUCAGAUAAGACAAUGGAGCUGAUCCAAGAUAAUGACGAGUCAAAACAGAAGGAGAAGAAACAGCGGCAGCAGAUCGAGAUGCUGGAAGUCAACGAGAAGGAUCUCGCAAAGAAGAAUCACAGUAAUCAAAAGGUGAUCCGUAUGAUGACAGAGAAGUGUAAGAAUCAGGAGGCGAUGCUGGCUGAGUAUGAGAUGCGAGAUGAUGAGUACCAGGAGUUGGAGAAGGAGUCUGAUCUCCUCCGAGCUCAGGUCGAAUCUUCAAGAGACGAGAUAGACCAGUUGGCCAAAGACAAUGAAAAUUAUGAAAGGGCAACAGACCUUCUCCAAACACAGCUGCAGGAAACGGCUAAGAACAAACUCAAACUUGAACGGGUGCUCUCAGAUUGUGCUAGUGCUUUACGGCAGGCACUCUCGGCUGCUGGACCCGAUGAAGAGGCCGAGUUUGAGAGAGUUGAGAAGAGAGACAACCUGCUGGAGAACCUCCUGGUGAUCAUGAACAGCGCUGCAGCCCUUGGGGUGGGACCGCAGCCAGGGCAGCUGGGAAAGCAGUAUGACGUGAAACCUAAGCGCAGCUCUAUACCUGGCAGUGGCAAGGGUAUUUUGAGAGGGGAGCAACCACUGUCUCCAAUCGUCAGGAAGUCGGGGGGCACUCUUCCCCACUACCAGCUGGGUGACCUGGGACUGAUUCCCCGACCUGAACAGCACAUUCCAACAAGCUAUGACAAGAUGAGAGAGUUGUCGGCCACGACGAGGAUCGGGGCAGGAGGACUCAAGAGAGUCCCGAUGAAGUCGGUGGCGAUUCAGACUGUCAGUGCUCCCAAGGCAUUAUUCUAUGCCGAUCAGCUGCUGAGCAAGGUCCCACAGAGCACGCAGGACGCGAUAAUCCACGAGUUACAUCAAGACAAGCAGAAAACGAGCAAAAAAGUGUUGCCGAAAGUCUACUAGAUGACAUCAGGAUCAAAGAUUUCAUAACUCGUUGAUAUUUUUUGAGGCAUCGUUUUCAAGUUGCCUUCAUUCUCCAUGUGGAAAUAAGCAACUCGUGUGUUUUUGUUGUGUAACAAAUUGGGUAUUAUUGGAUUUCAACAAUGGCAAACAUUGUGAGAAAUCAUCCCAUUGUCACCAAUACCUUCUAUUUCUUUAACUCUGUUGUUUUCUGUUGUUUUAGUAAAUAAAUAUGAAGAGUCAUUAUUUGUAGAGGCCAUUGUGGAAUAAAAUUUGAUUUUGAAAAUGUUCUUUACAACAAAAUUUCUGUUUUUGAAAUGACAGGUUUGUGUCAGUUGAGGGGGAGAGCCACAUGUAGAAGUCCGAGGAAGAGAAGGCGUCUCUGUGGAAGUUGUUUUCACAUCAGUUUUCCUAAAUCUCUUGUCGAUUUCAGAGAAUGUUCUCGAACAAAGUGGUGGGUACCUGAGGUGCACCCCCCUCUAAUUGACCCUCUCAAUUAACGCUUCAUUUCUAUCAGAACAGCCCAUCUUAGUUUUAAACGAAAGGUCCAUCCAAUUUCACUCGCUCAUGUACAGUAAGCUGGGCAUUUAGCUGUAGAAUCUUUCAAUCUGUGAUAUACUUAACAAUGGUUAGAGUCACGUUUUUCUCUGGUAAUUUUAGAUUUUAGAAUCGUUUUGUCACAUUCCGUCCACGACUUAUGAUUUUAAACCAAUCUUUUCGUCAAAAUAUCUUUUUCUAUGUACGUUGAGAGAUAUCAUCUGUUAGCACAGAGUUAGUAGUACCCAGUUGGUAUCGAUAUAAGAGGAGAUGUUAUUCAAUCAAGAUUUAUGUAAAUUUUGUACAUAACUAACUAUGUAUUUGUAUAGAUGCUGUUGGGUCUGAUAAAUAUUAUGGGGUCACGAAAUUGUCUUUUGGUUACAAGAUGGAAGACGUGGAGAAAUAGCAGAAUCGGCCGAAUUAAGUAUAUGGCCUUGUUGCCUGCAGGUAUCAUCUGAUCAGUCUUUCCCAAUCAACUUGCCAUGGUAUGCAAUAGUGUCAUCAUUACACUUGUCUGAAGGUGACCACAGAAUACUUAAUUGAGCACAGACAGUUAGGCCAGCAUCAGUAGAAAAACAUGUUAUACCAGUAAGGGUAUUUCGACCCUUGAAAUAUCAUUGGAAGCAGUAGAAAAUCUUAGGAGUUCUAAGACACUGACGUGAAAUUCAGUCACUUUGGUUGACAUGUUUUCCGACUGUGCUGAUUUCCGUGUGAUAGAGAUUGUUCACCUAACCUUGCCCAGAAUAAACAAGCCAUGAUAUUUGUAAA
Molecule: messenger RNA, 3141 nt
Organism: Lineus longissimus
Lineage: Eukaryota; Metazoa; Nemertea; Pilidiophora; Heteronemertea; Lineidae
Product: cilia- and flagella-associated protein 157-like
Exons: 11
Coding region: 175-1839 (554 amino acids)
Cellular component (GO): cilium; ciliary basal body
Molecular function (GO): microtubule binding
Source: RefSeq, a predicted model, not a curated record